AUGCCCCACAAAAGCAAGAAGGACAAGGAAUCCUCCAAGUCUGAAAGGACGAAGAAGUCGGACAAGAAUGGCUCCACAGACCAAGAUGGGAAGAAGGUACCGCCUGCCGCCCAACUGCUCAGGAUGAAGCAGCCGGGGUCACACUCGGCCGUGAAGCGUGAGAAGAGGUUCAGUACGUCCACGUUUCCCCUGAGCGCCAACCGAGAGCUGCAAAAACUCACCCCAAUUGUAGGGUCUCCUGGGACGGAACUUGACCAGAGUCUGGUGCUGGUUCUCCUGCGUCAGGGACAGGGCUGGUACUUAGGUCUGCAGUCAGAGGAACCCUGCCAGCCAGAGCCCAGAAGAGGCAGACCCAGAGCUCCAAAUUCCAGCAGCAAAGUCCCACCCCUCACUCCCUCUCCCUCAAAUCCCCUUCCUCACCUCCUCCCAUCCUCCUCUCCCAUUGCCCCGGUGCUGUCCCCUCCCAGCCAAUCAGCGCGCACCCAGCUCGCUGACGUCACAAACUAG
Molecule: messenger RNA, 507 nt
Organism: Knipowitschia caucasica
Lineage: Eukaryota; Metazoa; Chordata; Actinopteri; Gobiiformes; Gobiidae
Source: the annotation of a GenBank genome assembly